This is a messenger RNA of Rana temporaria (common frog), 2371 nucleotides long. It is a transcript of the gene AZIN1, whose product is annotated as antizyme inhibitor 1. NCBI's taxonomy places the organism in Eukaryota, Metazoa, Chordata, Amphibia, Anura, Ranidae. Gene Ontology annotation, molecular function: ornithine decarboxylase activity; ornithine decarboxylase activator activity. The transcript is spliced from 12 exons. The record is from RefSeq and is a predicted model, not a curated record. Gene Ontology annotation, biological process: negative regulation of protein catabolic process; positive regulation of polyamine transmembrane transport. The coding region runs from base 500 to 1828 and encodes 442 amino acids. Gene Ontology annotation, cellular component: cytoplasm.
CCCCGUUCGCAGCCGGCCCUGGCUGGCUCAAUCCUGUCUGACUUCACCUCCAUUUCCACGCAGGCAGAAGACGUUCUCCAGGCUCCCCGGGCUUCCCUUUCUUGCUUUGUACGGACGGAUUACACGCCAAAGCUGCGCCCAUUCCCGCCGUGCCGCCACCUGGGCUUAUGGCAAGAGUCGCCUCGGCCAUUUCUCCCUUGUGUCCCCACACCACUCUUUAAAAAUUCCGCCAAAAAAGAGAAGACGAUUCCCCAAGUCCUUUGGGCCGUUACCUCACGGCGGAUUUUCUGCAUUCAACUAUCCAGCGGGGCUAGGAAAGGCGCUCUAUAGAGAACAGUUCGACUUCAACGCAGAGCCACCUUGGCAUCCUAGCUGAUGCUAGGAGGUUCCAUCUCCUAACUUGUCCAUUUUGUUGCAUAUUAGGACUUAAAAAGACCUGUAGACCCUUUAUUUGACGUUUCUUGGUUUAUGAUUGUCGGCUUUGCGGAAUACGGCUGAGAUGAAAGGAUUUAGCGAAGAUGCAAAUUACUCCAUUGGCCUUCUGGAUGAUACAGCAACUGCAAAAGAUGUCAUUAGUAACUACAUUUAUGAGCAUACUCAGAUGGGAAAGAAUGCAUUUUUUGUUGCUGACCUUGGGAAAAUUGUCAGAAAGCACAUCGAAUGGCAAAAUACCAUGGGACACAUCAAACCAUUUUAUACACUAAAGUGCAACUCCUCUCCAGCUGUGCUAGAGAUACUCUCCGCCCUGGGCGUGGGAUUUGUAUGUGCCAACAAAAAUGAAAUGACGACAGUGUAUGACUUGGGCAUCUCUAUGGAGAAUGUAAUUUAUACUAGUCCAUGCAAGCAGGUUUCACAGAUCAAGCAUGCAGCCAAACUGGGAGUUAACAUUAUGACAUGUGAUAAUGAAUCGGAAAUGAAGAAAAUUGCACGGAAUCAUCCUAAUGCCAAGCUAUUGCUUCAUAUUGCAACAGAAGGCAGCAUGGAUGAGGGAGAAAUGAACAUGGUGUUUGGCAGCACACUGAAGAACUGCAGACACCUCCUGGAAUGUGCUAAGGAGUGCGGUGUGCAAGUCAUUGGUGUGAAGUUCCAUAUUUCAAGCUCCACCAGAGACCCCCAAGCAUACACUCAUGCUUUAUCUGAUGCUCGCUGUGUCUUUGAUAUGGCAGCUGAAUUUGGCUUUAAAAUGAAUUUACUGAACAUUGGAGGCUUUUCAGGGAAUGAGUUUCAGUUGGAAGAGCUUUAUCAUGCUGUCAGUCCUCUGCUGAGUGCAUACUUUCCUGAGGAAUCUGGGAUCGGAGUUAUUGCAGAGCCUGGAAACUAUUAUGUGUCCUCUGCAUUUACCCUGGCUGUAAACAUCAUUGCAAAGAAAGUAGAGCAUGAGCAGCAUCUUUCUGGAGGAAAGUACACCUGUACCAAGCCAGCUUUUAUUUAUUGCUUGAAUGAUGGAGUUUAUGGUUCUUUUUCACGUAAAUUAUCAGAGAGCCUCAAUACUGCCCCGGUGGUGCACAAGAAAUACAAUGAAGAUGAGCCGCUUUUUGCUAGCACCCUCCUGGGUCCAUCUUAUGACGAGUUGGAUAUAAUUGUGGACCACUGUCUUCUGCCAGAACUGAAUGUCGGAGACUGGCUCGUGUUUGAUAACAUGGGCUCCGGUACUGUGAGCGAACAGUCUGCAUUUACAGAUUUUGAACGGCCGUCCCUGUAUAACUUCAUGUCAUUCAGUGACUGGUAUGAGAUUCAAGAUGCUGGGCUCACUUCAGACACGUUGAUGAGAAGCCUCUGUGUGCCUUGUUUUCAGUUUGGUGAUGACAGUUUCUCCACAGCAGCUUAGUCAUAAGACUGCGCUCAAAUAAAAUCUCUACAGGUACAAGUCUUCAGCUUGCCUGGUCAACAUUCCAGACUGGAAGAACCGGUGUUCACCUCAUUUCAAAACUUGAAGUUCAGCUUGUAGAAAAAAGAAAACGGGACCAGGCAAAAGCAGCUAGAAGUAAAAUCACUGGGGCGAGAAUUAGAUAUGUCUGCAUUUUCUGUGUGCCAGCUUUCUCCAUCCCCUGCAGUUUAAGUCCAAUAUGCAACAAAAUGGAUGACUUAGUUGAGAUGGAAGCCAUUACCUGGGUUCCUUGUAAGAGUUUACAUAAGUACACAGUUUUUAUACUAAGGAUUCCUGUUAGUCUUGUAAAUUUAUUGUCUCCUCCAGUAUAACAUGUCUUUGAAAGAGCAGUGUGUAACUUAGAUAUGUCUAGUGUGUGUAGAUUGUGUAAAUUUGUGCUUCGACCAGUAGUUUAAUAAAUGUUAAAUUGCAUCAUAUUUUUAUUUUUCUUUAUUUGUCCUCCAGACUGAUCGUAACAUGAUUGCAAUAAACUUUUGUGUAGAA